ACUCAGUGUUAGGAAGAAGCAAUAGAGCUGUGUUCCAAGAUGCCAUCAACUCGCAUGGAGUAUGGAGAGGGUAUCGAAGCAGCUUAAGGGACUUGGUGAUAAAUCAGAUCCCUUUUGAAUGUAGAUUCUCGGUUAAAACUGUCUUUAGAUGAAGCCAUUAUAGAAACCUAGGGUUGCCUUAACCCAGUGUCGGAGGGUGGAAAAGAAACUUUGGAAUCAGUUUGGUUCUGUACUCUGCCCUUAUUAACUGCAUGAGUUUGGACAAAAUAUUUAAUUUCUCUGGCAUUAUUUCCUCAGCUACCAGGCCGGUUACAUCUGGAGCUCCGGAACCUAUUGACAGCCUCUGGCAACUUUAUAUUUAUCUAUGUAUGGAAAAGUCACAGAGAGUUAAUGAUUUUAUAUUGCAAAAACUCAAAGGAGUGGAUGAAGACAUCGAAAAGGGAUCAAGAAGAAUCACAUUAAACCUCGCUGGUAACAAUCACUCAAUGCCAGUGGAAAGACUAACAAAUGAAGAUUUUUUAAUUCUUUCUAAAACUUUAGAGAAGAAUCCAUAUGUUAAUGGUUUGGAUGUUAGAUAUAACCUCAUAAGUGAUGCUGGUUUAUACUAUGCUGCAAAACUGCUUCAGAAACAACACAAUCUCAUUUACUUAAACCUUAUGUUUAAUGAUAUUGGGCCCAAAGGUGGAGAACUGAUUGCUAAAGCACUACAUAAGAAUACAACUCUGAAAUACCUAAGAAUGACUGGAAACAAGGUUGAAAAUAAAGGUGGAAUGUGUUUUGCUGCAAUGCUACAAAUGAAUUCAUCCUUAGAGAAGUUAGAUCUGGGUGACACUGAUCUGGGAAUGCAAAGUGUGAUAGCAUUUGCUACAGUCCUAACUCAGAACCAGACAAUUAAAGCAAUAAACCUAAACCGACCUAUACUGUAUGGUGAGCAGGAAGAGUCCACAGUUCAUCUAGGCCACAUGUUAAAGGAAAAUCACAGUCUUAUUACACUACACAUGAGUAAGCAUGAUGUGAAAAAUUCUGGCCUAAAACAGUUAUGUGAUGCACUAUAUCUGAACAGAAGCCUGCGCUACCUUGAUGUCAGCUGCAAUAAAAUAACUCAUGAUGGAAUGGUGUUUUUGGCUGAUGUACUGAAAAGCAACACUACCCUGGAAGUAAUAGAUCUUUCUUUUAACAGAAUAGAAAAUGCAGGAGCAAAUAGUCUCAGUGAAACUCUUGCUUCACACAACAGGAGCCUUAAAGCGUUGUCAAUAGUCAGCAACAACAUAGAGGGAGAAGGACUUGUUGCACUUUCACAGUCAAUGAAAACAAAUGCCACACUCUCUAAUAUCUACAUCUGGGGAAACAAAUUUGAUGAGGCUACAUGUGUGGCAUAUUCAAACUUAAUUAAAAUGGGCCGUCUAAAACCAGACGAUACCGAUGUGCAGCCGUAUGAGGUGGAUGGACGUGUGUAUCUUUCAGAAGUCUCCAAUGGCCUUAAAAGGCACUACUAUUGGACACCAACUUAUGGAGAAGCUUUCAGCCACUCAUCUAAUGCCGGUUUCAGUCUUGUACCAGUAGGCCAACAGCUAUGACAAACAGCUCUAAAAUAAUUUUCACACAUUUGACUUCUUAUAUUCACAGAGAGGAACAUUUUAUUGCCCAUUUCAUAAAUUAGGACAAAUUACUUUGAUCAAAUAUGUAAAAGAUAUGGCUAUAUUAAACUAUCCAUUAUGAAAAAACUGAGUAGUGCAAUUUUUAAAAGGAAAUUUUACAAAAUAGAGACUACAAUUUUUAUACCCUGGAGAAAGAAAUCAAGGAACUUUCUGUAAAGAAAAUAUAACCAAGUAGUAAAAUAGCAUACAAGAAAAGGUCAUUAUAGGUAUGCUAACUCUAGGUUGUCAUGAAGUGGUAAAAAGGUUUCAGGUAGCAGAUUCUCAGGGAAUU
Molecule: messenger RNA, 1929 nt
Organism: Myotis lucifugus (little brown bat)
Lineage: Eukaryota; Metazoa; Chordata; Mammalia; Chiroptera; Vespertilionidae
Gene: LRRC34
Product: leucine rich repeat containing 34
Exons: 11
Coding region: 252-1577 (441 amino acids)
Molecular function (GO): protein binding
Source: RefSeq, a predicted model, not a curated record